AUGCUAAGCAAAGGUUUGAAAAUUGGAUGGAUCGGCACUGGAGUUAUGGGAGCUCCCAUGUGCGGACAUCUCAUGGAUAAACUAGGACAUCAGACUCUGGUCUACAAUAGAACUAAGUCUAAGGCACAGAGCUUGUUUGACAGAGGAGCUAAGUACAUGCAACCUCAAGAGAUAGCAAGAGAAGCUGAUUUUCUCUUCCUCAUGCUAGGAUAUCCUCAUGAUGUUGAAGCUAUGACUCUUGGACCAGAUGGAGUUGUGCAGCAUAUGAAAGAAGGAGCCGUGCUUAUAGAUCACACCACUAGUUCUCCAAAUCUAGCUGAGCAAAUCCAUGAGGAAGCUAAAAAGAGAGGGGUUGGAUCUAUAGAUGCGCCAGUCUCAGGAGGAGAUAUUGGAGCUAAAAAUGGAGAAGUUGUUGCUAUGUGUGGAGGUGAAGAAGAUGUAUUCGAAAAUACACUUCCCCUACUGGAAACAUUUUCCAAGGCUGCAGAGCUAAUGGGAGGACCAGGAAAAGGUCAGCAUACCAAAUGAGUGAACCAGAUAAUGAUUGCAUCUGCAAUGGUUGGUCUUUCAGAAGCAAUGGUUUAUUCUCAUAAAGCUGGCCUAGAAAUAGCUCCAUGGAUUGAGCUUCUCAAUGGAGGAGCAGCUGGAAAUUUUUCUUUAGAAAGACUCGGACCAAGAAUGUUGAAAAGAGACUUUGAACCUGGAUUCUAUGCUGAGCAUUUUAUAAAGGAUUUAGGAAUUGCUCUUGAUGAAGCUAGAAAGAUGGGUCUAUCUCUUCCAGGUACUUCAAAUGCUCACCAGUUAUAUCUUUCAUUGGCUGCUAAUGAUGGAGGAAGAGAUGGAACUCAGGCGAUCCUAAAAGUUCAUGAAAAGUUGAACAAUGUCGAGCUACCUGCUCAAAAAACUGAUCCCAAAGCCUAA
This is a messenger RNA of Moneuplotes crassus, 921 nucleotides long. NCBI's taxonomy places the organism in Eukaryota, Ciliophora, Spirotrichea, Euplotida, Euplotidae. The record is from the annotation of a GenBank genome assembly.